CAGCAAGAGCGCUCCGCUGCAUCGGAAUGGCGCAAGCCUCCCAGUCAAUCUUCGCGUUGCAGAGUCUUUUUUCUUCUUCUCCCUCUUGCUGCACUUCUGUCGUUGAUGAUAAAUCGGGAAUAAAAUCAAAUAUAGCCACCAAGCCUGACUUCUCAUAUUUCGCACAGCACCCGACAUCACACACAACAUGGCCUCCAAGGUAAUCAUCGUGACCGGCGCCAGCCGAGGCAUCGGCCUUGCCAUCGCCCAGCACCUCAUCCAGGGAUCCCACAAGGUUGUCUUGGCGGCCAGAUCCAAGGAUCAGUUGGAGGCUCUGAAGGUUGCUCAUCCCGGGCAGGUUGAGUAUGUUGCCGGGGACUUGGGGGAUCUCAAGACAAUCCCAAAGAUCGCCGAGGCUGCGGUCAAGGCCUUUGGCAAAAUUGAUGGACUUGUCAUCAACCACGGCGUCCUGGAGCCCGUCACCCGCUUAGCAGACUCUUCAAUCGAGGAAUGGAAAAAGGCAUACGACAUCAAUGUGUUUAGUGGGCUCGCAUUGGUCCAAGCAUCUCUGCCCGAGCUGCGCAAGUCCAAGGGCUGCGUCCUCUGGGUGUCCUCCGGCGCGGCCACUGGCGCAUACGCCGCAUGGGGAGCGUACGGCACAUCCAAGGCCGCCAUGAACCACCUCUCUGCACACUUGGCAGUAGAGGAACCAGACAUCACCAGCAUCGCCCUGAGCCCGGGCCGCGUUGACACUGCCAUGCAAAAGGUCAUCCGCGACACGGGAGCCGGACACAUGGCCGACAAGGACCACACCUCCUUUGUGUCUGCUUUCGACAAAGGAGAGCUCUUCAAGCCUGAGCAGCCCGGCAGCGUCAUGGCGCGGUUCGUCGUCAAGCCUCAGCACGACCUUUCGGGCAAGUACUUCAAGUGGCAAGCCGGAGAGCUUUCGGCGUAUCAUGAUGCGGAGUAGAAUAGUUCACUGGGGGUUCAUUGUUAGCAAAUGUUUUGUCAUAGAAAUGUACAUAGAACAACAUUGAUAACAAGAUGCCUCAGAUGAAAGAUGAAAAGCUCAUAUGUUAUUCCACAUUGUUUAUUCAGGAUUAGCAUGGAAUAUGUU
Messenger RNA from Colletotrichum acutatum, 1096 nucleotides. Its product is annotated as short-chain dehydrogenase. Bases 188 to 949 code for a protein of 253 amino acids. NCBI's taxonomy places the organism in Eukaryota, Fungi, Ascomycota, Sordariomycetes, Glomerellales, Glomerellaceae. Gene Ontology annotation, cellular component: intracellular anatomical structure. The record is from RefSeq and is a predicted model, not a curated record. The transcript has 3 exons. Gene Ontology annotation, molecular function: oxidoreductase activity, acting on NAD(P)H, oxygen as acceptor.